This is a messenger RNA of Symbiodinium sp. CCMP2456, 1449 nucleotides long. The record is from the annotation of a GenBank genome assembly. Lineage: Eukaryota; Dinophyceae; Suessiales; Symbiodiniaceae.
AUGUCCGUCAUUCUGGAGGUUGGACUCAUCAGCGGCAGGACUGUCUCACUUCCAGCAGGGCUGGAUGAUACUGUGGGACAGCUAAAGCAACAGGCACAGAGGGCUUUGGGAGUUGGGCAUGGGAGGCUGGUGGGCUCCUCCGGACAUGUGAUGGAUGUGUCCACCACACUUAGGGAAGCCCGACUGAAGGUCGGGGACUCCUUGACCUUGCAGAUCAGCCAGAUUUCCGUGAAGGGUGCCCUCCAUGCUUUUGCGGCGACCCUGGGUGAUGGAUCCGUCGUUACUUGGGGUCAUGCGGCAUGUGGAGGUGACAGCAGCUCAGUGCAAAAGCAGCUGAAGAAUGUGCAACAGAUCCAAGCUACGCGCGGUGCUUUUGCUGCCAUUCUUGGCGAUGGUUCUGUUGCUGCUUGGGGUGCUCCGGAAUUUGGUGGUGACAGUACUGGUGUGCAGAAAAGGCUGGAGAACGUGCAACAGAUUCAGGCCACGGCCACAGCUUUUGCUGCUGUUCUUUCAGAUGGAUCUGUCGUGACCUGGGGCGAGUCAGACUGCGGUGGCGACAGCAGGGCUGUGCAGGCACGCCUGAAGAACGUUGAGCAGAUUCAAGCCUCGUGCAGUGCUUUUGCUGCCAUUCUCAGAGACGGAUCCGUUGUAACCUGGGGUGAGCCGAAUUGCGACUGCAAUGCUGUGCAAGACAAGCUGAAGGAUGUACAACAGGUUCAAGCUUCGUUGGGCGCUUUUGCUGCAAUUCUUGGCGACGGAUCGGUCGUGACGUGGGGUCGUACGGCGAAUGGUGGUGACAGCAGCUAUGUGCAAGAGCGGUUGAUACAUGUUGAGCAGAUUCAAGCUUCAAGAUCUGCCUUUAGCGCGCUUCUUAGAGAUGGAUCCGUCGUGACCUGGGGUUUUGCACGGGACGGUGGUGACAGCAGUGAUGUGCAGGAGCAGCUUAAGAAUGUAGUACAGAUUCAAGCCACAGAAACAGCUUUUGCUGCCAUUCUUCGAGAGGGAUCCGUCGUAACUUGGGGUGACUCAGACAGCGGUGGUGAUAGCGGCGCUGUGCAAGAGCAGCUGAAGAAUGUCCAACAAAUUCAAGCCUCGUGUGCUGCAUUUGCUGCCAUUCUGGUGGAUGGGUCCGUCGUGACAUGGGGUCGGGCAGCCAGCGGCGGUUUCUGCAGCGACGUUCAAGAAAAGCUGAAGUGUGUACAACAGGUUCAAGCCACGGACACCGCCUUUGCUGCCAUUCUCAGAGAUGGAUCCGUCGUCACUUGGGGUAACCCAGCAAGAGGCGGUGACAGCAGUGCAGUACAAGAGCAGCUUAAGAAUGUGCAACAGAUUCAAGCCUCAUGUGCUGCAUUUGCUGCCGUUCUUUCUGACGGUUCGGUCGUGACCUGGGGAUCGCCAGCGCAUGGCGGAGACAGCAGCGCCUUGCAAAAGCAGCUGAGAAAUGCUUAG